CCUUGACUCAGUGCCAUCUUGCGUUAAUUGAAGACAACUAAAACAUGGAAGAGAAAGGGGACGAGACGAAAGUUGCUGAAGAAAAUAACGAGGAGGCCACACGUUCCCCGGCCUUAGAUGAGAUGUUGGAUGAAUUUGGGAAGGACUAUGCUUCAUAUUUACAAGUAGACUCUAGCAGGGAGAAACACCAAUUUGAAGAGUCAGUAGAAGACAUGCUAACACGUUUGGAUGAAUUCUGUGGACUCGUAGAUUUGAUACGUAGUGACAGUACGUUAUGCUUAAAGACAACGCUUCCCAAAAUUCAAGCCAAAAGUGCAGAAAUGGAGAAAAUGUUUGAGAGGAUAGAUAAACUGGAGUCUUUUGUUUCUCUAGUGAAGCAGAACCUCAAUGCCACGGAGGAGCAAGUGAGCAAAGCCGAGGAUGAGUUGGGAUCAUUUAGUUCCUUUAAGAAGAUGUUGAAUUCAUUCUCUGUGCCAUCUUUUUUGUCUAGUAAGAAGCCUUCCACUCCAGUUAAAGCUGCCAAGGAAACGUACAGUCCACUAGAAGUUAUUGACUGCAAUAACUUUUUUUCUUCAACUACAAGUGAUUCAAAAUCCUCAGGAGGUCAGGCGACCUCUAUUACCCAGUUAAAAGACACAGAGAAUGAAGCGACAUCUAGUGAGGAGCAAAUGGUAGCAAGUAGCACGUAAAUGGAGCUUAAAAAACAACCAAACAAAAAGGAGAAUCCAGAUCUUAUAUUAUCAAAGGGUUUCAUCAAAUAUUUCUUAAUCCCUAUUUCUUCAAGCAUAUCGGUGAAAAAAGGAACAGUUAUCUUGACUAAUUGGGGAAAAAUCAACGAUGAUUUAUUGAUUAUUUAUAUUCAGAACGUUUCAAGUUGUUGAUCAGAACAGGUCUUAAGGUGCUUUUUAAAUUAUCUAUUUAUUUAUUUAUGUUAUAACUGUGAUAUCACUAUGCAUAUAGAUUUUCAUAACUAUUGAUUUAGUGCACAUUAACACUAUUAAUAGACCCCAUUUUCUAUCAUGCACAGUUAUUUUGUCAUAUUAUAAGCAGUUGAGCAUCACUUUAAAAAUGCAAUUCAUAAUCAGAAAUGCUGAGCAUAUAAGUUAAUGAGCGACUAGCAGCACAAGGUUGGAUUCACGCCUCUUAAAUAAGAAUUAUUUUUUCAGUGACGAAGUCUUCAAGUUUGUACUGUAGAAAGAGAAUGUGUGUAGAUGAAUCUCUCGUUUCCUCACUUGCACUUGCAUUCCAGCAUUUAUUAAAAACUAUGCUUCCAGAAUAUCCAUUAUAAUUGUUUAUGGUGAUAAAGUACUUCUUAUAACUAAUUGGAAGUUAGUUUGUAAACCCUUUAUACAGGGGAGCUAUAUUUGCAAAAUAAAAAAAA
This is a messenger RNA of Lingula anatina, 1381 nucleotides long. RefSeq names its product biogenesis of lysosome-related organelles complex 1 subunit 4. The record is from RefSeq and is a predicted model, not a curated record. Gene Ontology annotation, cellular component: BLOC-1 complex. NCBI's taxonomy places the organism in Eukaryota, Metazoa, Brachiopoda, Lingulata, Lingulida, Lingulidae.